UAAUGCAAGAAAAUGCAAUUUAUAAUUUACAAUUCCUAAGCUCCCAAAGCUUUUGAACUCAAUAUCCGAACUAACCGGAAGUCUUUCUAUUUAAACUUCUGCAGAGUUCUGCUGUCUCCAAUAAUUAAUUCUCCGUUGACCCCUUUGGCGACUUCUCUGCAUUAUCUCAUCUCUAGAUGCACCUCCUUAAAUCACUGCCCCAGGUCGAGUAUAAGUUGACCCUCUUUUCUGACGAGUCCUCCUCUUAAUAUUUCGUUAAAACCUCUACGUGCCAAGAUGUUGCUACCGCCCUCUCCAUUUUUCUGUCCAUCCUCUUCCCACUUCCUACCUUCUUCCUACUUGGGCUUGUUGGGUCUCUCACUCGGGAUUGUCCACACCGCUCACUAGUUGUAGUUGUGAAAUUCUCGGUCGUAGACGCGUGGUGGAUGCAUUUGCCAGGCAGUUGCCCACCUAGCGACACUGCCGAGGGCAUUUUACCCCGUUUCAGGGGACACUUCCGGCCUUUGUGAGCGAAAUUUCAUUCGAAUAGUUCGUGAUUAAGUGAUAGUAUUCGAGACCAAAAAGUGAAAAAAAUCUCUCCAAUUUAUUCCGCUGUUCCCACAUCUGUGAGUCCUUCAGUUAGGCACGAUGGAAGACGCUGACGAGAUGGGUACAAAAGUAGAAUUAUACGUCUACGACCUGACCAAGGGAAUGGCAGCAAUGAUGUCGCAGAUUCUCAUAGGUCGUCACCUGGACGGUGUUUGGCAUACAGCAAUAGUCGCCUACGGUCGCGAGUACUUCUUCGGCCCCUCGGGAAUUCAGAGUGUCAGACCCGGUGGAACUGUCCUCGGGGAACCAGAGCGAGUUGAGAAGCUUGGCGAUACAUUUCUCCCGUACUCAGUGUUUUUGGAGUAUAUUAACGGACUCGGUACAUCUAAAUUCGUAACUGGCUCGUACCAUCUUUUACGGCUGAAUUGCAACAGUUUCUCUGACGAGGUGAGCAGUUUCCUCGUGGGCAGUGGUAUUCCAAAAUACAUUUUGGAUUUGCCAGAGGAAAUUCUCAAGACACCCGUGGGACAGGCAUUGGCACCACUCAUAGAAUCCCUGGCGAGUCAAUCCAGCGCGGGUUUUACGGUUGGACAGAGAUUCGUCGAACCUAGGAUACAGCGCGAAGCAUCCCCUGAGUACCAGUUGCUCAAUAGUGAAAUUGAAGAGGCGAGAUUAAAUUCAAUUGCUUUAGAGGAGAGGCGAAACGUACUGAACGAGAAAUUAGCUAAGAAGGAACGCAAGAAGAAAAAGAAGAAGAAGGAGAAGAGGGACAAGGCGUUGAGGGAGCAGAGUGGUAGCGAGAGUAAUAGUACAGGCCCUAGUAAUUGUGCAGCCAUGGCAGAUAGUGAGGUAGCCGAAAUGCAACCAACGAAUGGUGACUUGGGAGCAGAAAUGUUGCCCUCAGAGCGAGCUCUAGAGAUGGAAGCAGCAGAGAGGCGAGAGAUAGAGGAGAGAAAACGUCAGAGGGAUCCCCCAAUUGUAUUCAAAGAUCUACUGGACGUUGCUGCUGAAUUCGAGGCUCUUGUUGGUUUGUUGGAAGGCAAAUUGAAUGAAACUGAACAGACCAAUCUUGAGGAGCUGCGCCAGUACGUCCUGGAGAACGAAGGCUCCUGGGCGUUGGGGGAUAAUUUCCUCAAUUUUGUCGGACGAAUCCUUUACGAUAAAUCACUGGAGAGUGCUGCAAGGGUGAGGCUACUGAACAUCCUCAGUGCUGCAGCUCUGAAAGACGAUGUAAUUCUCCUGCUGCAUCAGGACAGGAGGGAACAUAUAAUAAUGAACUUCGCGUAUGAUAUCGAUCGUCAUCCAGUGGAAGAGCAACUUCCUCUUGCACAAUUCAUGGCAAAUAUGUUCGAGAACCUCAGCAGUUCCGAAUGGCUCCUCUACAUCUCCGAAUGGCAACACAACAACCAAGGAAUCAGUAACAUCAGAGUAACGACUAAAGUUUCAGUGCACUCGCUCCUCUCGGAAUGCCCCGACCUCCAGGCGCGUGGCAUCGCGAUAAUCCACAACCUCGCCUGCAAGGAGAAAAUGAACAAAAACAAAGCCCUCCGGCAACUAUUACCCAAAGGCAGCGCUUCUAAGGUGUUUGACGAUGUGGCAGUGGAACUGACAAUGGCCCUUCUGCAGUACUUCAACGGCAGUCCCUCAGAGGAGCAGCUCUUCGCCUGCAUGAAGGCACUGGCCCGUUUCACCCAGAUCAGCGGACAAGAAGUGCCCCAGCUCAUACAAAUGAUUGGACCUGAACCCAAUAAAUUCCGAGAGACAUCGCAACGGGUCGAUGAAAUGAUCGACCAAGUCAACAAAAAACUUCGCUGAUUUAUUCUCGUGAAUCAGUUUUUUUAUAGGAUUUUUAUUCAUUAUUUAUUGAAUAACGAGCGAACUGGCUCACGAUCAUUUUUGAUGUUUUGACAUUUUUUAAUUCUGAUUUUUACGUCCGAGAAAUUCAAAAUUUUGGGUGAACGAAGGUGUUUGGGAAUAAUCUCGUGUGACUUUGCCGAUGCCACGUGCACAUUUGAAUAUUUGAUGUUGUAAUCGAUCGUUAUGAAUAAUGUACAGAGGAUAUAACAAUUUUAUGGUAAUAUAUUAUUUGUUAGAAAUAAAUAUCUGAGAGUAGAA
This is a messenger RNA of Diachasma alloeum, 2643 nucleotides long. RefSeq lists its product as uncharacterized. The record is from RefSeq and is a predicted model, not a curated record. Gene Ontology annotation, biological process: protein modification by small protein removal. Gene Ontology annotation, molecular function: peptidase activity. Lineage: Eukaryota; Metazoa; Arthropoda; Insecta; Hymenoptera; Braconidae. The transcript is spliced from 11 exons. The coding region runs from base 628 to 2343 and encodes 571 amino acids.